Bathycoccus prasinos is the source of this 2865-nucleotide messenger RNA. RefSeq lists its product with no specific name. Gene Ontology annotation, molecular function: ATP binding; DNA ligase (ATP) activity; DNA binding. Gene Ontology annotation, biological process: double-strand break repair via nonhomologous end joining; nucleotide-excision repair, DNA gap filling; DNA recombination. NCBI's taxonomy places the organism in Eukaryota, Viridiplantae, Chlorophyta, Mamiellophyceae, Mamiellales, Bathycoccaceae. The coding region runs from base 1 to 2865 and encodes 954 amino acids. The transcript has a single exon. The record is from RefSeq and is a predicted model, not a curated record. Gene Ontology annotation, cellular component: DNA ligase IV complex.
AUGCUCUGUUUUUGCGCACAGUUGGACAAAGAACGCGCGGCGUACAAUCUGAAAGAAGGCGCGUUAUCGGACGUCAUAUGCUUGGCGUUAAACUUAGACAAGCACUCAGAGAUGAGGACGAGAAUAAAAAACUGGAAGAUGAGCUCGAAAGGUUUAGAUUUCGCGGUGAUUUGCGGGAACGUGGCGGGCGAGUUCAUCGGGAGAAGGAACAAGAAGAAGAGCGGGGGCGAGACCGGGAUGACGAUAGAUGAAGUCAACGAAAUGUUGGAUAACAUGUGCAUGGGAAACGAUCGAGAGGCGAAAGCGAGGGAGUUGAGAAAGUUUAUCAUGCGAGCGACGGAGAAAGAGGUGGUGUGGAUCGUUUCCAUUAUUUUGAAAGACUUGAAGUUGGGAGGCGUGUCGGAGAAGGAUUUUUUAAUGCAUUAUCAUCCGCAAGCGUACGAGGCGUACACGUGUAAAGCUGAUUUGAGGAAAGCGUGCGAGGCGCUGUCCGAUCGAAAUGCAGUUCUGAAGAAGCACGAUAUCGAGUGCGGGGAAGGAGUAAUCAUAGCGCAGUUGGCCGGGAGGAAGAACACGCCGAAGGAAGUGGCCAAGUGGGCGAGGUCGAAAGCGUUUGCCGUGGAGACGAAAUUUGACGGGGAGAGGGUGCAGAUACAUAGGAACAAGGAGAGUUUAGGUGAAAAGUGUCAGUAUUGGACAAGGAACAUGAACGAUUUCGGGCCGAGAGGCUACGGGAUCAUGGAUGUUUUGUUUUGCGACGCAGCGGAAGAAGAAGGGACGCGGGACACCGUCGACGAGCAUCGACGAGGAUUGCCCCCUAAAUGUAUUUUAGACGGUGAAAUCCUCGUAUAUAACAAGAGAAUAAAAGAGUUUGUGCCGUUUGGAACGAUCAAACGCGCGUUUAAUGCCGCGAACUGGAAAAAAAAUAUGGGUAAGAACAUGCCGAUCAUACCGAAAGGAUUUUACGAGAAUCCGACGAUGCAAACGAAGGAAAAGGGGCAAGCGAAAGAUAAAGAAGAAGAUGACGAUGAAGAAGGAGAAGAAGAAGAAAAAGAAGGAAACGAGGACGAAGAGGAAGAAGAAGAAGAAGAAGAAGGGGAAGAAGGGAGAGUGCGAUAUGAAUGGAAAGAUUUCGAAAUCGUAUACGUCCCGUUUGAUAUUCUCUACAACGAAGACACGUCGGUCAUUCACGAACCGUUGAGAAAACGCUACGACCUCUUGAAAGGUGCCAUUCGAGGAUGCUUAAACAAAGGUGCCGUCAAAGUCGGUGACACUGGAAUAACGUGUGCGGUAGUCUCGCCGUUCCAAGAUGACAUCGCGGAUAAUGAGUCGCAGGCAGAGAUUGCGCGUAAAUUUAGAACAGUUGUGGAGCAAAACGAUCCGAACGCCAUUGCAAAGAUUAGCGAUUGCUUGCGAGAGGCUCAAGAUCACGGCGAAGAAGGUAUCGUCGUCAAAUUACUCGAUUCGCCGUGGGUUCCAGGAGAACGGGGGCAUAAUUGGGUGAAAUUGAAGCCAGAUUACUGCGAAACUUCGGAUUACGACUGCGUCAUCAUCGGCGGCUAUUACGGCGAAGGGCGCGGCAGAGCGGGUAAGAUUUCACAGUGGUUGCUCGGGGUUAUCAAAGACGGGACGCAACGGGAUAAAAAUCCAACCAUCAUGACGUUCUGUAAAGUCGGGACCGGCUUUAACCGCGAGGAUCAGCACUAUUUGCGCGAUAAGUUGAAAGAUUUGAUGCGCUUUAAUCGAAAAAACGUAGAUAAAAACUACACGAAAACUUACGAAAGAUACGAGUGCUCGGGGAUGCUCGGUGAAACUCCGGAUGUUUGGAUAACGAAUCCGGAGAAAUCCGUCGUGAUGACGGUGAAAGGCGACGUACGUUUGGUACCUUCGCACACCUUCAACGCUCCUUACGGGUUGCGCUUUCCGAGAUGCUCGGCGAUCCGCCCGGAGAAACCUUGGAACGAAAUAUGUACGGAUAAAGACAUCGCGGAAACAGCCGAACGCUAUGUGACCAAAGUCACGCACAAAGGAAGUCGCGGUGGUGAUGGUGUUGGCAACGGAGAACAAGGCGACGACGAGCGAACGGCGUAUAAAGAGUACGAUCGCAAAAAUGCCAAAGGUUUGAAACGAAAACAAAAGAGAUCCCUAGCGGUCCAGGAGAAGUACGUCGCGCACAUGCAACCAGUAGACGUUCGAAACGUCGUCACCAUUUCCAAAAUUUUCGAAGGCACUACUUUUAGUGCCAUCGGGUGCGACCGAGACGUCAAAAAGGAAAUCGCACAAUUCGUCGUUGCCCGCGGCGGUAAAUUUUUUGAAAGCGUCGUCAGGAACGUCAAUCGCGUGGUCGCCCCGCCAACUAUCGAAGUCGACGACGCGUACCUCCAAGCCUGCGACGAAGUUCUAUCCACAAAUUGGCUCUUCUCGUGUAAAGAACAAGAAAUAUGGCCACCUAAAGCCAGAGAUUGGAUUAAAGUGUCCCCGUCUGUCGCGACGCUCUACGACAAAACCAUCGACGCGUUUGGCGACGCGCACAUGAGCGAAGACUUGAACGACGAAGAUUUUCGCGCGAUGAGGCACCAAGUGUGCUCGCGCAAACGCAAAGGCACGGAAUUCAAAACGUUGAGGCACAUAGACGACGACGAUCGUCAAAAUCUCGGGAAGAUUGUGCGCCUUUCGGAAGAAUCCAACACCGUCAUCCUCUCGCAAAACAGCCGCCCGAAGAAAGACUUGGACCCUGCGAUAAAAGAAGAUGAUGAGAGAGAAGCGGACCGAAAAAGAAAAAACCAAGACUCCUCCGCGCACACGCAAGCGCUGGAGUUAAUCCAGAGACGAAAAGCCGCCGCAGAGAUGUUGCGGAUCUAUUAG